Arvicanthis niloticus (Nile rat) is the source of this 1071-nucleotide messenger RNA. RefSeq names its product mitochondrial ribosomal protein L28 (gene Mrpl28). NCBI's taxonomy places the organism in Eukaryota, Metazoa, Chordata, Mammalia, Rodentia, Muridae. Gene Ontology annotation, molecular function: structural constituent of ribosome. Gene Ontology annotation, cellular component: mitochondrial large ribosomal subunit. The record is from RefSeq and is a predicted model, not a curated record.
CUUCCGGUUCCGGCAGGCGCGGACACGCUCUCAGAAGUAGAGGGUAGCGCGAUGCCGCUGCACAGGUAUCCUGUGUACCUGUGGCAGAAGCUGCGGCUGCGGCAAGGUAUCUGUGCGCGCUUGCCCGCCCACUUCUUGCGUUCGCUGGAAGAAGAACAGACGCCGACCCCAGUACACUACAAACCUCACGGGGCCAAGUUCAAGAUCAACCCCAAGAACGGGCAGCGCGAGCGCGUUGAGGACGUACCCAUUCCAAUUCAUUACCCUCCAGAGUCCCAGCAGGGACUGUGGGGUGGAGAGGGCUUGAUUUUGGGCUACAGAUACGUCAACAACGACAAGCUCUCCAAGAGGGUAAAGAAGGUAUGGAAACCUCAGCUGUUCACGCGGGAGCUUUACAGUGAAAUUCUGGACAAGAAGUUCACCGUGACUGUGACCAUGAGGACCCUGGAUCUCAUUGAUGAAGCCUACGGAUUCGACUUCUAUAUUCUCAAGACCCCUAAGAAGGACCUGUGCUCCAAGUUUGGCAUGGACCUGAAGCGAGGGAUGCUGCUGAGGCUUGCUCGCCAGGACCCCCAGCUCCACCCUGAUAACCCUGAGCGGAGAGCAGCCAUCUAUGACAAGUACAGGAGCUUUGUCAUCCCUGAGGCAGAGGCAGAGUGGGUUGGCCUGACCCUGGAGGAGGCCCUGGAGAAACAGAGGCUUCUGGAGGAAAAGGACCCUGUACCCCUGUUCAAGGUCUACGUAGAGGAGCUGGUCCAGCGGCUUCAGGAGCAGGUUCUGUCCAGGCCCGCAGUGGUGCAGAAGAGAGCCGGUGACCACGCCUGACCACUGGGCUCAGCCUCCCCUGUGGGCAGUAGGCGAAUCCCACUUGGCACGUGCUGAGCACACAGCUGUGUAGUAGACUUUUCAGAGAACCCUUCUGUGGCAGGACUCCACUCCAGGAGGUCUGGAGCAGAGCAAACGCCUCUAUCCAAGCUGCUCAAGUCCUUACAAUGUGAAAGUUCUUGGGCUGGAAUGAGUAAAAAUCUGAGGCAGUCUGAGCCACAGUAAAGUGUGUUGGUGUGCUUGGAA